AUGGGAGUGAAGGUUGAUGGCUGGCAGCUACACCAUUUACGCUUUGCUGAUGACAUCGUACUGAUAACACCUAGCAUUAGCCCAGCGGAACGAAUGUUGACCGAAUUCGAAGAAAAAAGUGGAUGCAUCGGUCUUCAGCCGAAUCUCCAGAAGACGAUGUUCAUGCGCAACGAAUGGGUCUCGGAUGCCUUAUUUCCGCUCAACGGAACAUAUCCGAAUGCACCAGCUACGUUUAUCUGGGUCGAAAUUGAACAUGAUGAACGACCUAACCCCCGAGCUGGGCAGGAGGAGACGAGCGGCUUGAGGAGCAUACAAGAGCAUCGAGUAUGUAUUGAAGAAGACCAGGAACACCCGGCUCCGUGCUCACCUCUUCAACACCACCGUACUUCCUGCUUUGACCUAUGCUUCGGAAACCUGGGCAUUUCGCAAGCAGGAAGAAAACGCGGUGAGCGGUCGAAUUCGAAUCAGCGAACGCGCAAUUGA
Molecule: messenger RNA, 483 nt
Organism: Necator americanus (New World hookworm)
Lineage: Eukaryota; Metazoa; Nematoda; Chromadorea; Rhabditida; Ancylostomatidae
Exons: 1
Coding region: 1-483 (160 amino acids)
Source: RefSeq, a predicted model, not a curated record